GCAAGGUUUCGAUUCUCGCAGCCACCCCACCGGCUACACUGCGGGACAGGGGUUGCCACAGCGAAUGGCGAGUGAGACAGCCUGUAUGCCGGAGCCCGUCCAGGCCAACGGGGCUUGCCACUGGCGCUGCCCUGAGCACAGCGAACGCCCGGCUGAGCUCUUCUGUCGCCGCUGCAGCCGUUGCGUAUGCGCGCUGUGCCCGGUGCUGGGUGCCCACCGCGGCCACCCGGUGGGCCUGGCCCAGGAGGAGGCUGCGAGCGUGCAGAAACUCUUCCAGGACUGUUUAGAAUGUUUGGCAACCAAGAAGCGGCAACACGCUGACAACAUAGCCCACUUGGAAGACGCUGGGGAAAAGCUCAAGGUUUAUGCAGACUCAAGUAAAGCCUGGCUGACACAGAAAUUCACGGAACUCAGAUUACUCCUGGAUGAAGAGGAAGUACUGGCCAAACAAUUCAUUGAUAAGAAUACAGAGCUUACCCUCCAGGUGUACAGGGAGCAAGCCGAGUCCUGCAGGAAGCAAAUUGAGGCCGUGGAUGAUUUCUCCACCAGGGUGUGGGUCAUGAGCCUGGAGCCCAACCCCAUUCAGCUGCUGCAGGCAUAUGUAGCCACUAAGUCAGAGAUGGGACAGCAGAUGAGCCCCCCGGAGCUGAGCCACCCUGUGCCCCUGUCCUUCGAGCCCAUCAAGAACUUCUUUAAGGAGUUUAUGGACGCCAUCCGGGACACUUUACAGACACCAAUGGACACUCGCCUGAAGGAAAACAUAAACUGCCAGCUCUCGGGAUCGUCCAGCACCAAGCCAGGCACCCUGUUGAAAAUCAGCCCUUCACCUGAGAGAUCACUCUUCCUGAAAUACGCCCGCACGCCCACACUGGACCCGGACACCAUGCACUCUCGUCUGCGGCUGUCGACGGAUGGACUGACCGUCCGCUGCGCGCUGCUGGGCCGCUUGGGGCCGCGCCCCGCGCCCCGGUUCGACGCUCUGCGUCAGGUGCUGGGACGCGACGGCUUCGCUGCCGGCCGCCACUACUGGGAGGUGGACGUGCAGGAGGCCGGCGUGGGCUGGUGGGUGGGCGCGGCCUACCCGUCGCUGCGACGCCGCGGGUCCUCGGCCGCCUCCCGCCUUGGCUGCAACCGCGAGUCGUGGUGCGUGAAGCGCUACGACCUCGAGUACUGGGCUUUCCACGAUUGCCAGCGAAGCCGCCUGCGGCCCCGCCGCGACCCCCACCGGAUCGGCGUCUUCCUGGACUACGAAGCGGGCUUGCUGGCCUUCUACGACGUGGGCGGUGGCAUGAGCCACUUGCACACCUUCCACGCCACCUUCCAGGAACCGCUCUACCCGGCCCUGCGCCUCUGGGAGGGGGCCAUCAGCAUCCCCCGGUUGCCCUAGGCGACCGUGCUUCCUUUCCUAGGCUGGUCUACAGGCUCUGCCCACGCAACCCCGGCGCUGCCUGUGUCUGGGACACCGUCAUGCAGCGCCAAGAACCUCCUGGCACACAGCAGGCACACAGUAAUUUUCAUUGAAAGAUUCCCGGCAGAGGCACUGCAUCUCCUUAAAGGUCCCAUGGGAGUCACCUGCUCUACAGCCACUUAACUUUGUCCCAGCCACCUUGAGCCAGAGAACCCGAGAUGGUUUCUAGUCUCCCGCUCCUCUCGCAUCUUCAUCUUCUACACUUAAACAAGGGUGAACGACCUGAAACCUAGCCCCGCCUCUUGGGAUUAGAAGGGGGUUCUCAAAGAGGUACAAGAAAAAAAUCAGGAAGGCCUUCUUAGCGUCCCGGCUUUUCUGGCCUGCUCUUUGAGCUGCUGAAAGUCUGUUCAGACAUUCUUCAGGCAGAAGCUAGUUCACAGUUUUGCCUCUUUAAAUGGUUGUGCGUCCCAACAUAAAUAGGAAAACCAUCUCUUUGCCUGUCUCACUCCUCGGGCUUAUCUGCCUCAAGAAGCCCCCCACCCCAAAAAAAUGAGACUUGCAAAUAUAGGACCUGUCAUUCCAGCUGCUUUCUAAGGACAUCAAAAAUGGUUCAGAAAGUCCCCUUCCAGGCAAUAAAUGAGUGAUCAGUUGGCUGCUACUCACAGAAGGGAAUACUGAGGAUGGCUCCAAGGUGAAUUUGACGGGACAUAGCUAACAUGGGAGAUGUACACUUGAUGCUACAUCUUCUUCAUCCACAAAAGACCAAGAGCUUUUCCCACACACACCACUGCAGGGGCCAAGCCAGGCAUCUCUUAACAAUUGUUAGGUGUUAUCACGUGUAGUUGUCCACUGCACACUUGAUCCUUACAGUCCUCCAAAGUGGGACAUGAGCCCAUCGUCCACGCAGCAGAAUUGGUACGCUUGAGUCAGGUGACUGACUGCCCAAGAUAACGGAACCAGUUGCAGUCUGGGUCUGUGCUUCCAGCAGGUGCUGUUGUAGACUCGGCAGCCCAACUCCCUGUUGGCAGUGCCCCCUCAGCUUUUUCACCUGCUUCCUUGGGCCAAAUCGGCCUCUAGAUUACCUCCGCUGGUCUCUGAGACAGGUUUCCUACCCUUCAUAGUGUUCUGAGUAUAAAGCAGAAAGACUGGGCUGGGCCAAGGUUUGUGCUGGCCAGAAGCCUAGUUUCUCAUCAGCUGUGUGGCCUCGGGCAAGACACUUUCUUCUCAUGGCCCCCAUCUGUGAAAUGCCGGUCAGUGCCAGAAGACUCAAGCGAGCCAAAGCUAGUGAACUUGCCUAAUAACUACUUUGUAUCAGGUUAGGAUCUGUUAACAUCUCCAACAGAGUCUCCCCUGUACCUCCUCACAGUGCAGGACCAUUGAUACCCAGCAGCUGGGUGGCAGCCUCUGGGGCUGCCCUAAUACUCUCAGGGCAGUUUUCCACGUUCUUGAAGAUAGAAGGCAUCUGUCUUGAUGCUCUUGGUUUUUUAGAAUUUACCUCAAAGGUAAACCACAAAUUGUUUUCCCAUGGUGCGUGGGCUAGAACCAGUGGCCUUGCACAUCCCAGGUGUGUGCUCCGCGGAGCUAUACUCUGGCCCCAGCGGGUGUUUGUUUGUAGGAAAAAGGCUUAGUCCAGGCCAGCCCCGAGGGAAAUGGAGGACAGACACCUGUCUCAAAUGUCCAGCUACAAGGGCCUGACCGUGUGGGACAUAAGAUUCCUGAGACUGGGCUCAGCAGGGACUGACUCUUAAGGGGGUUCUCAGACCUGGGGCCGGCUGCUGUGAUUUCUGGAUACUACCUCCCAGAGAGGGUCCAUGUAUCAUUUCCUUUGGGCACAUGGUUUCAAUCCAUGUUGGCUAGUGACAACCAUAUUUGUAAAUGACAAGUUCUCUAAUAAUAUGCAUCGUGUAAUAAAAUACGAAUGCUCUCCAGUGUAA
Arvicola amphibius (Eurasian water vole) is the source of this 3342-nucleotide messenger RNA. It is a transcript of the gene Trim14, whose product is annotated as tripartite motif containing 14. The record is from RefSeq and is a predicted model, not a curated record. Lineage: Eukaryota; Metazoa; Chordata; Mammalia; Rodentia; Cricetidae. The transcript has 6 exons. Gene Ontology annotation, molecular function: zinc ion binding; protein binding. Bases 65 to 1387 code for a protein of 440 amino acids. Gene Ontology annotation, biological process: innate immune response.